AUGGACGAGGAGGGCCGGUGGAGAUCGAGGCUCUUCGCCCUGCUCAACCAAGGACAAGAAGCCGGCGGCCAGGGUGAAGGUCACGGGCCCAACGGAGAAGGCGCGGUUCGCGAUGGAAGUGACGCCUGCCCCGACCAGAACGUUCCAGCGAUCAACGAGGUGACGUCUUCUGGCAUGUUCGCGCUCGACGGACCGCCAGACGUCGCGGACGUGGAGAAGCUGCAGUUUGCCUGUGACGCUGUUGCCGGGGUUCGGGGGCGUGGCGACGGUGGUUGUGAGCCAUACAUCCGGGUUUCGCGGGGUGAGUUUACCGAUUCCUUUGAGGCGUCCUUCUUUGCCAGGACGUUCCCGACCCUGUUCCCAUUUGGCGUUGGGGACCAAGAAAGGCUAGCGGCGGACAAGGUCGAGUUGGAGAGCUCGGGUAAGACGACCGAUGGUGACGUGAAGGAGCUUCUCAGGAGCCUCUCGCUUUACGGCCACCGGCAGCCCAUGUCGAGAGAGGUCCGUCUCAAUAUGCGGCGGAAAAUCCAGUCGCUCAUCGUCGGAUAUGGCGUGCCGGCCAUCUGGUUCACCAUCAACCCGAACGACAUUACGAACCCGGUGAAGCUGCGACUGGCGGCAUACCGCACACGCGAUCCCGACGCGGCCGAGGAGUUCUUAGAAGGCCUUGGGGAUGCGUAUAAGCGGGCACGGCUGGCGAUAUCGGAUCCCAUGAGCUCGGCCGUGUUCUUCCACCGCGAGAUGAAGCUGUUCUUCGAUCAUUACGUGAAGGUCGGUGAAGAGUCGGUAUUCGGGCGCAUCGGCAAGUACUAUGGCGCCGUGGAGACGAACGAACGAGGGCGCUUCAUGUUCACGGCUUGCUCUGGCUGCACGGGAACGCGCAUCUCAGCUCGAUGCUUGCCGACAUCCACGGGGAGGAUCAGGCGGCGUAUCGCGAGCGAAUCGUCCGAUACAUCGAUAGCGUCUUCUCAGAGGAUCUGGACCAGGAAAGUUUUGCGCCGUGCAAGCGGGAGAUCUGUGACGGGCGGUAUUGGUUCCCUGCUGGACAACGCCGCGCAGUUCUCGGCCGCGUUUAUCGAGGAGGCCAACUUCUGUGCCGGCGCGACGCAGGUGCACACGCAUAGCCCGACCUGUGUGAAGUACUCCUUGGGCAAGGAGGGCGGAAGGGGACCUCUGCCGGUUCAAGGCGCCAUGGAGAUCCGGAGGACACACAGCAUGGUCAAUCGAUGGAACGAGGCUAUUGCUGUCGGGCUCCGGCACAACCAUGAUAUUUCCUUCAUUGCGACGCAGCGCAAGACAAUGGCCCUCAUCUAUUAUGUCACGAACUACGCGACCAAGGUGGAGGACCCGGUGUGGAAGCGUGUGGCGGCCGCGGCCGAGCUCCUGGCCGCCUCAACAGGUGAUGGCACGGCCAACGGAGGGCGGGACGGUGGCGGAACGCUGCCACCGAUGACCCUGUCAAGGGAACAGGACGCGACAGUUCCUGAUGAGAGUGGCGAACCGCGUGUUCACGGAGCGUCCGCUAUCACAGGUCGAGUCGUCGCUCACCUUCUCGGAUAUCCGGCCGAGUUCACCGACAGCAGCGCGUGGGCGUACCUGAACUGUUCUCUGCUGUACUGGGAAGUCUUUCGGCGAUGGCGGCAUCUCCGAGAAGCCAGUGGCGCUGCGGCUACGGAUGACACCUUGGAUGAGUCGGUGCUCAGGCGGCCGGGCAAGCACGCUACCGCCUGCCUCGACGGCUACCUGAGCAAGGACUUCACCUACGAUGACGAGUCGUGCUACCGGAGGGCAGCCGUGCAGCAUCUUGCGCUGUUCGUGCCGUGGAGUCCUUCCUGGGCGAAGGAACAGCUGCUUCGACGAUCCGCCGAAGACGCAAAACGCGACGCCAAGCAAUGGGCAGCCUCGUCCGGCGAUGGCGACCCGACGGUCGCACACGUCGAGGAGGGUGGAGCAGGCGAGGCGGGCGCGGAGUCUGCAGCGACAUAUCAGCCCAACAGCAUCGGAGACGCAACGCGGCUCAUCGACGUCGUCCGAGGUGCAGUGGGAGCGAAUCAGGUGACGGCCAAGUCGCCGGAGCUCAUGGCAAUGAUACAGCAGCUCUGUCGGUUUCAGCAAUCGGCGCUGCGCUCGACGGCCGAGCUCGAGGCCACGGCGCUGAUCGAACGAGGAGAGGCGGUUAAGCAUGCCAGGGCGGGUAUUUUCCGGGGCCGCACUACCGCCGCAGGAUCAGGUCAAGGCUAUCAAGUCGCAGCAGCGUUGCGAAGGUGA
Messenger RNA from Hirsutella rhossiliensis, 2268 nucleotides. RefSeq names its product ATP-dependent DNA helicase PIF1. NCBI's taxonomy places the organism in Eukaryota, Fungi, Ascomycota, Sordariomycetes, Hypocreales, Ophiocordycipitaceae. The record is from RefSeq and is a predicted model, not a curated record. Bases 1 to 2268 code for a protein of 755 amino acids. The transcript has 9 exons.